Cuculus canorus (common cuckoo) is the source of this 6070-nucleotide messenger RNA. RefSeq names its product ciliary rootlet coiled-coil, rootletin (gene CROCC). The record is from RefSeq and is a predicted model, not a curated record. The coding region runs from base 147 to 5426 and encodes 1759 amino acids. Lineage: Eukaryota; Metazoa; Chordata; Aves; Cuculiformes; Cuculidae. The transcript has 34 exons.
AUAUUUUCUUACCUAUUUAUUAAGGCUUUGGGUCUACAGGGUCCUCAGUGCCUCGGAGUUUAUUCCUUCCCUUUCCAUCCGGAUGCUGAGCAGUUUGGUUUCAAAGCUUGGCUUUACCUGGCAGCCAGUUUGCGAGACCAGGGGCCAUGUCCUCGCUGCUGUCCCUCCAGGAGGAGAACCGCAUCCUGCAGCAGGAGCUGUCGCGUGUCGAGGAUCUGCUGGCCCAGAGCCGCGCCGAGCGCGAUGAGUUGGCCAUCAAGUACAACGCCAUCAGCGAGCGGCUGGAGCAAACCCUCCGGCUGGAGACGGGGGAGCGGGAAGCGGCGGAGAACCGGAGCCUGGCGCAGCACAACAUCGAGUUGCGGCGGCUGCUGGAGGAGGAACAAAGCGCCUACAAGCGCAAGCUGCAGGCCUACCAGGAGGGCCAGCAGCGGCAAGCCCAGCUGGUGCAGAAGCUCCAGGCCAAGGUGUUGCAAUACAAGAAGAAAUGUGGAGAAGUGGAGCAGCAGCUGCUGGAGAAGGCGACGGAGCUGGAGCAGGAGAGGCUGACGACUCAGCUGGACGCGAGCAGCUCGCAGCCGGAGGAGGAGAGCAGCAACGAGCUGGAGAACGCCCUGAUCCGCCUGGAAGAGGAGCAGCAGAGGAGCAGCAGCCUGGUGCAGGUGAACUCGAUGCUGCGGGAGCAGUUGGAACAAGCCAACGUGGCCAACGCGGCCUUGAGCGAGGACAUCCGCAAGCUGACGGCCGACUGGGCACGGGCGCGGGAGGAGCUGGAGCAGCGCGAGGCCGAGUGGAGGCGCGAGGAGGAGUCCUUCAACACCUACUUCAGCACCGAGCACAGCCGGCUUCUGACCCUCUGGAGACAAGUGGUGGCCUUCAGGCGUCACUUCGGCGAGAUGAAAGCCAGCACUGAGAGGGACCUCUUGGAGCUGCGUCACGAGGUGUCACAGGUGGGCAGGGUGGCCCACGCCGCGUGCCUUCACGUGGCCGCCAACGUGCGGGUGGCCGAGAGCGAGGCGAGCGCGGCGCGGGAGCAGCAGGCGCUGCGGGUGGCACAGCUGGAGGAGCAGCUGGCGGCGCGGGACGCCGACCUGGGAACAAAGCUGGUGGAGCUGGCGGCCGCCCUGGAGCGCCUGCGGGAUGACGAUGGCGAGAAGGAGCGGGCGGUGGAGGCGCUGAGUCUGCAGCUCCAGAACCUGGAGGUCCUGCGCGCUCCGGACUCGGCGGAGGAGGCGGCGCUGCGCUCCGAGGUGGAAACGCUCCGGAAGGCACUGCAGGAGGUCACCCAGGUGCUCCCCCCCGUGCCACAGUGUCCCCCCGUGCCUCAUUUCCCCCGGCUCUCCCCCCAGGCUGUCCUGGCUGAGGACCCCGCUCCGCCGCCGUCCCCUCCCGCGUCCCCUCCCGGCACUGAGGCCGUUCUCGCUGCUCUGCGCCGCCAACGCCUCCAACUGCAGGAGGCGCGGGCUGCGGCGGAGCGGCUGCAGCGGGAGCUGAGCGCGGGGCAGCAGCGGGCGCAGGAGCUCAGCACCGAGGCCGAAGGCUGCCGGCGGGCGCAGGAGGAGGCGCUGGAGCAGCUCAACUGCCUGCGUGCCGAGAGGGACGGCCUGCGCAGGGCGCAGCUGCGCGCGGAGGCGUCUCUGGCGCAGGAGCAGCACCGGGCGCAGGGCUUGGAGGCCGCUCGCCACGAGGCCGCCCGCGACGCCGAGGAUGCGCGGCUGCAGCUGCACCAGAGCCAGCAGCAGGCGGAGGAGCUGGAGGCGCAGCGGGCUGCGGUGCAGCAGGAGCUGCUGGAGGCGCGGGAGGCGCUGAGCCGCGCUGCGCUGGAGGCUGAGGUGGCUCGUGGCGAGCGGGACGCGUUGGCCGAGGCGCUGGGCAAGGCGCAGGGCAGCUGCGGGGAGCUGGCAGCGGCGCAGCGGGCGGCGCAGCUGGAGGAGGCUCGGCUGCGGGACGCGCUGGCCAAGACGAGCGACCUGGCGGCGGCGUUGGCGCAGGAGAAGUCGCAGCUGAGCUGCAGCCUGGCGCAGCUGGAAGAGGAGCGGGAGAGCGGGCGCAUGCAGCGCGAGGCGCUGGGCCGGGAGCUGGCGGGGCUGCGGGCGCAGCUGCAGCGGCUGCAGUGCAGCGCCGAGGCUGAGCAGCAGCGGUUGCAGCGGGCAUGCGGCGCCGCCGAGGAGAGCUGCAGUGCGCUGCGGGAGGAGCUGCGGGCGCUGCGCGGACAACACCUCCGCAUGCGCCAACACCUGGAGGGGACGGGGGCAACUGGGAGGGGGUGGGCUCUGGGCAACUGGGCGAGGAUCGGGGGCAACUGGGAGGGUGCUGGGGUAACUGGGAGGGGAGGUGGGGCAGCUGCCGGGCCGGGUGGCGUAACUGGGAGCACUGGGGUGACUGGUGCUGCGCAGGCGGUGCAGGCGCAGGGGGCGGCGGGCGAGGCGCUGGGGCGGGCGCGGGCCGAGCAGGAGCAGCUGCGUCGGGAGCUGCAGCGCGUGGGCCGAGCGCGUGGCGGCUGCGCCGAGGAGGGCGCCCGCCUGGCCGUGCAGCUGGCAGCCGCGCAGCGCCACGCGCAGCACCGCGCCCACGAGGCCGCCGCGCUCAGGGCCGAGAAGGAGGGGCUGGAGGGCAGCGUGUCCCGGCUGCAGCAGCAGCUCGGCCAGAGCGACGCCCGCAGCCGCCAGCUGGAGAGCGAGGGGUGCGCCCUGCGCCGCACCAACCAGGAGCUGCAGGCGGAGCUGGCGGCGGUGCAGCAGUUGCGGGCGCAGGAGCUGCAGGCGCAGCGCGAGGCGGUGGCUGCGGCCGAGGCGGCGGCAGUGGCGAUGGCCCUACAGCGCACCCGCGACACCCACCAGCAGGAGCUCGAGAGGCUGCAGCAGCGCAGGGAGCAGCUGGAGGCCGAGCGCGGGCGGCUGGCGCGGGAGCACGACUCGCUGGCGGCCGAGCUGGCGUCGACGCAGCGGCAGCGCGAGGCUGAGAGGCAGCAGGCGCUGGCGCUGCAGGAGGAGGAGAGGGCUGCGGCGGCCGAGGCGCUGCGGGGGCUGCAGAGCAGUCUGGACGAGGCCACGGCGCAACUCGAGCUGCAGCGGCGGGAGGUGACCGAGCACCAGGAGAAGGAGCAGAGCUUGGCUGCCGAGUUGCGCGGGCUGCGGGCGCAGCUGCAGGAGGAUGCAGCCACUCACGAGCAGGAGGUGAAGAUGCUGCGGGAGCAGGCGAAGGCAGCGGGCAAGCAGCGGGACAGUGCCCUGCGCGAGGUGGAGGAUGCGCGGGCGCAGCUGCGGUUGGUGGCGGAGGCGCGGGCGGCGGGGCAGCGGGAGCUGCUGGAAGCGCAGCGCGAGGCCCGGGAGAGCCGGGAGAGUCGGGAACUGCAGCGGCGGCAGGCGCAGGAGGCACGGCGAGCCCUGGGAGACGAAGCCAGGGAGAAGCAGGCUCUGCGGCGUUCCAACGAGGAGCUGCGCGCGGCGCUGCGGCGCGCCGAGGGCGAGCGCAUCAGCCUGAAGCGUGCCAGCGAGGAGAAGGAGCAGCGCCUGGCACUGGUGGAAGACGGGCGAGAGGCUGCGGACCGCGAGGUGACAGAGCUGCGGGCAGCCCUGCGGGAGCUGGAACGCGCCCGCCUCGACGCCCGCCGGGAACUGCAGGAGCUGCGCCGGCAGGUGAAGGACCUGGACGGCGAGAACAGCAAGAGGAGCAAGGAGGUGGGCGAGCUGCAGGCGCGCGUGGCCCUGGAGGAGCAGCGGGAGGAGGAGAGCCGCCGCGAAGCCUUCGGCCUCAGGCAGAAGGUGGCGGAGAGCGAGGCCAGCGUGGAGGCUGCCAGGAAAGAGCUCCAGCUCCUGCAGCGGCGACUGUCGGAGGCGGAGAGCGAAUUCCGGCAGCGGGAGAAGGACCUGGCCCGCAGCUUGGAAGAGGCUCGUGGCAAUGAGAAGAAGCUUCUGGCCGAUGCUCGCAACCUGCAGCUGAAGGUGGAGGCGGCGCGGGACGAAGCGGCCGAGCUGAGCCUGCGGCUGAGCGUGGCUGAGGGUCGGGCGCAGGGGCUGGAAGCUGAGCUGGCUCGCGGCGAGGCGCUGCGUCGGGCUGCGGAAACCCGCCUGGGUGGCAUCCAGUCCGCCCUACGCCGUACCAUGGGCAUCGGCCGGGCACGGGCCAGCUCCCCGGGCAAGGGUGGGGUUCCGGAGGGUUCCGCCAGCCCCGUCUCCUCGCCGGACCCCGAUGUGGCUGCUGAGCCCGAGGUGGUUCGAGCAGCCCUGCGAGAUUUCCUGCGUGAGCUGCAGGAUGCGCAGCAGGAACGGGAGGAGCUGCGGGGGCAGGUGGGCACCUUGGGCCGGCGGCUGGCGGCGGUGGAGGAGGAGCGCGACAAGGCCAGCGCCCGCGCGCAGCAGCUCCAGAAGCUCGUGGCUGAGAGGGAGGAAGGCGGGCGUCGCGGUGGGGAGCUGAGCAGCGCCCAGGCCACGCUGCUGCUGCACGAGGAGACGCUGCGAUGGGGCGAGCGGGAGCGACAGGCGCUGCAGGAGAAGGUGACGGCGCUGGAACGGAGCCUGCAGGCGGCCGAGGGCGAGCGCCGAGCAGCCCAGGAGAGGAUGAGCGCGGUGCGUGCCGGUGAGGCCGAGCUGCAGGAUGCCAAGCGGCGGCUGGAAGUGGCUGAAAGCCGGAGCAGCCGCCUGGAGCUGCAGCAGCGGGUGCUGGAGGGGGAGCUGCACCGGGCACGGCUGGCGCUGAGCGAGCGGCAAGCGGAGGCGCGGACAAUGCAAGACCGGGCUGAGCUGCUGCAGAAACAGCUGGCAGAAAGCGAGCAGCGUGCUGGUGCGUUGCAGCUGGCGAUGGAGCGUCUCAGCGUGACGUUGGCAGAGAGCAGCUCGAAGGACGAUGCGCCGAGCGUGACGACGGUAUCGGCCGAUGGCACCGUGGUCCACGAGCGGCUGCUGCAGCUCCAAAGCGCCCUGACCGCCGGCGAGCUGGACCGCCGGGCGCUGCAGGAGGGGCUGGAGGUGGCACGGCAGGCGCUGGCGGAGGCGCGGGAGGAGAAGGGAGCGCUGCGGGAGCAGCUGCGGGCGCUGCGGGAGGAGCAGGAGGCCCUGCAGCGCAGCAAGGAGCAGCUGGAGGUGCAGGUCCGGCAGCAGCAGGAGGCGCUGCGGCAGCGGCAGGAGGAGCGCGGGGGGCUGCAGGAGCGCGUGGGGUGCCUGCAGCGCGCCCUGACCCGCACGCAGGGCGAGAAGCGGGAGGCUGAGCGCGUCGCCCUGCGCCUCGAGAAGGACCUCAGCGCCCUCAAGAAGACCCUUCACAAGGUGGAGCGGGAGAAGCUGCAGACGCAGGAGGACUCUCUGCGGCUCUCGGCGGAGAAAGGCCGCCUGGAUCGCUCGCUGGGCACGGCCGAGCGGGAGCUGGCGGCGGCUCAGCACCGCAUCCGGGUGCUGCAGGCAGCGCUGCCGAUGCCCCCCACCCCCUGAGGGCACCGGGCGGGGCAGGAGGGGCCCCAUUCUGCCCCCCAGGAUUCCUCUCCCCAUUCCCUUUUCCACACCGGACGCGGUGCUUUUCCGCAGACGCCGGCACUCGCCUGAUUUUGAUACAAUUUGGGGACCAAUUGGUGUUUUUUUUCCCCUUUUUUCCUAUUGCAUUUUUAAACAAAAUGUUAAGAAUUCUAUUUUUUCACCCUCCUGAUUUUUUUUCCCCCCAAAACACAUUCCCUUCCUGGAAUUUCUCGCUUUUCUAACAAAAAAAAUGACUUAUUUGGUGGGGUUUUUUUUGGCAAAUAAUGGGAUUUUGAUAGCACUGGUUUGGGAGCGGGAGGUUUUUACUGGUGCUACUGGGCAGCCGGAGCUGGGGGGGCUGAGCCGAGCCCAGCGCCACUGGUAUCCAGGGGGGGGGCUCCGAGCGCAGCCCCCACCCCUGGGCCGUCCCGGUGGGAUUAAACGCGGAUGGAGACCCAACGGCAGCCCCCAAAGGUGGGGUUUUUUGGGGGGGAAGGUGGGGUUUUGGGGGUGCCCGUGGGGACACUGAGGUGAUUCGGGUCCCUAAAUGAGAAUCAUUAAUCCUGAGAAGUAAUAAUAAAUAAUAAUAAGUCAUAAAAGUAACUGUGAAGAGUAAAGAUGGA